AUCACUUCAAAAUAUUGGACCGCAUCAACGGCCGUAAGCCACGCGAUCCACCGCCAGAGCAUCCCAACCAACGGUCCAGAUUGUUCUCCGAGUUUUUCCGAAACGCUUUCCUUUCUUUCCUCUCUCCCAACGGACGGCAAAAUAGUCGACGUUUCUCUGUGCCCUAACCAAACUUCCACAGCGCUCUCAUGGUGAUAGGCGAGAUAACUUCAGCAGUAUUUUAGAUUCCUUUCUCUCUCGUCUCGUUUUCUAAUGGCGGAUGCUAUGGAGAAGAAGGGAGGCGGUUUAUUAAGCGAAGGCGGCCUCGCUGUUAUUUCAACGUGGUCCGUCAUUCGUUCCCCUAAUUUGUAUGCUUGCCACCGAUGUGGACUCGGUUUCCCGGUCAAUUGUAGCGUCGAGCGGCUCAAAAUCUUGGAUAGCUUGUGGCGCGUCGUUCUCCUCUGCCAUGAAUGCUUUGCUCUUGUUGGAUCAGGUCAGAUUUGUUCCUACUGCUUCUCGUGGUUUCCAGAGUUGGAAAAGGGUCUUAUUGAUUGCAAUACGUGCUUCCGACGCGUGCACCGGGGCUGCGUCUACCUGCACCACCGCAACUUCUCGGAUUCGCUGCUCGAUGCGCGCAGUUUUGUGUGCGUCGACUGUCGUCCCAUCCCCCAAUUGCCGCGAGAAGAUCUUAAGAAGGAUGGAGGUUCUUCAUCUCGAAGAGCUUUUAGGGUUUCAUUUCAAGAUGCGGCUAAAGGCUCAGCACCGAUUUUAGGGAAGAAGGCGAUUGGUAAAGGUAAGGCUGGGGAGAAUGUGGGAAAAAAGGUAAUUGUGGGAAGGGGUUCUUCUGGUCUUAAGAGGAAGGCAUUUGAUGCUGUUGAUAUGGUCAAGAAGCCUUCUUGCGUCAAUUUAACAGUCCCGGAUGAGAAGAUGGCUCUUCAAUUGCAUCAAACGAUAAAUGGAUCAAAGAGGAUUUUCAGGAGUUCUUGCCCUAAGGAUUUAAGUAAGUUUACUGUUACAAGGAAAGAGCAAUUGAGUCAUAACUCUGUUGCUAGUAUUAUCGACUCAAAUUCUGCUGCCCGUCCUUGCAAGAUUGAAGCCAGUACUGAGAAUGAAUCUAUUCUAGAGGGUAGAGGUGAUUCUAAAUCAAUUUCAACUAAUAUUACAUUAUAUAAGCAGGAGAAUGGGGAUCUGAUGAAGCAAGUUAGGGCAUGCAAUGAAGGCUUCCCUGAGAAUUUUUCAUUGGAUGAGAUGGAGGGCUCUCUGAAGUUUCCAGAUUGUGCUAAUGAUGGAAUUAAUGCUUGCCUUGCGUUGUUACGAUGCCAUACUUUUAAUACUUGGUUGACCAAUACACGGCCACUUAAAAAGCAUAGAUUCAACGAUUAUGAUGGCGAAGAAUCCUCUAAACUGCAGCAAAAAAGCAUUGAUUCUAUAGGUCCAAAUGGACUUUCGAAGAAAUAUGUCGGGAAAAGUUGGGAUUCUGGAAGAAUUAUGCAAGAGAAUUCUCAUUCCACUUUGAAUGAUUCCCUAUUAUCUAAGCAGGAGAAAGGAGAUCUAAUGAAGCUAAAUAUAAUUUGCAACGCACCUUGCUCAAGGGAUUUCUCCUUGCAAGAGAGGCUGAAUAGUUGGUUGAAGAGUACAACACCAGUAGAUAAGUAUAGAUUUGGUGAUUUUGCAGAAGUGGAAUCCUCUAAACUGCAGCAGAAGAGCAUUGAUGUGAUUGUUCCAGGCAUGCUUAUGAAGAAAUAUUUCAGAAAACAUCGAGAUAAUGGAAGGAUUACACAAGGGAAUUCUCAUUCAAUUUUAAUUAAUCGUCCAUUUUUCAAGCCAAGGAAUAGGGUUCUUAUGAAGCAAACUAGGGAAUGCAAUGCAGGUUGUGUAAGAGAUUUCUUCUUGAAGGAGGACUCUCUAAAGCAUGUAGAUUCUGCUGAUGAUGUUGGUAAUGCUGGCCCUGCUUUGUUAACAUGUUAUAGUUUGAGUGCUUGUUCGAAUAGUUCAAUGGCAUUGACUAAAUACGGAUUUGGUGAUUGUAACGGAGAGGGAUCCUCUACACUACAGAGAAAGAGCAUUGAUGCAAUAACUUGUAGGUCUAUGAAGAAAUAUUUUAGGAAACGUUGGAGCUCUAAAAGAAUUAUGAAGGGUAAUUCUGAAUCAGUUUUGGUUAAUAGUCUAUUACGUAAGGAGGAGAAGGAGGAUCUUAGUACAGGCUGCUCAGGGGGCUUUUCCUUGAAGGACAAGGCGAGCUCUUUACAGUUUCCAGAUUUCACUAAUGAUGGUAGUAAUGCUGGAUUUGCAACGUUACCUUGUAAUAGUUUGAAUGCUUUGCUGGAUAGUACAAUUCCUACAACGAAUUAUAGCUUUUGUAAUGGCGAUGGGGAGAGCUUGAAAGAAAUGUCACGAAAGCCUAUUGAUACAAUAGUUUCAGCUAAUAUGAAGAAAUAUUAUAGGAAACGUCAGGGUUCUAAAAGAGUUAUGCAAGUGAAUCCACAAUCAAUUUCAGUUAAUAGUCCGUUAGUUAAGCGGGAGAAUGGGGAUUUGAUGAGAGGGUGCGAGACGAGCUGCCCGGGGGAUGUCUCCUUGAAGGAGGAGAUUUCUGUCAACUUUGCAGAUUCUAUUGAUGAUAGCAGUAAUAUUGAUUCUGGAUUGUUACAAUUUCAUGGUUUGAAUAAUUGUUUGAACGGUUCAAUGCCACUAAUAAAGCAUACAUUUGGUGAUGGGGAUGGAGAGAGAUGCUCUAAAUUGCAGCGUAGGAGCAUUGAUGCUAUAGGUUCAGAUGGGUCUUUGAAGAAAUAUUUCAGAAGAAAAUUGGGUUCUUGAAGAAAUAUGCAGGGGAGUAACAUGCAAAUGCCACUUUGACAGCCAGGUUGCUUUGGAAUGUCCUAUGUAUUCUCUGCUGCUACGUUCUUCUGGAAGCAAUUUGUGAAGAUCCCACUCUCAGAGGAGAUAGGUUGUAUGACACUCAAAACUUGACCACCUGGUUGAUAUAGUUAUUCUUGGUGCAAACUUCUACUAGAAUGAAUUUGUAGAUAUUUUGCGCUGACUGUACCCCUGUUACCUCAAGAUGAUUUUAUUUUUUUAUUUUUUUUUAUUUUUGUCAC
This is a messenger RNA of Phalaenopsis equestris, 3074 nucleotides long. RefSeq lists its product as uncharacterized. The transcript has 2 exons. The coding region runs from base 253 to 2793 and encodes 846 amino acids. Lineage: Eukaryota; Viridiplantae; Streptophyta; Magnoliopsida; Asparagales; Orchidaceae. The record is from RefSeq and is a predicted model, not a curated record.